Molecule: messenger RNA, 633 nt
Organism: Soboliphyme baturini
Lineage: Eukaryota; Metazoa; Nematoda; Enoplea; Dioctophymatida; Soboliphymatidae
Source: the annotation of a GenBank genome assembly
UUUAGAUCUCGCGCUUUAAUCGUGCAGUUUGGCUUCAUCGGGGUCAUCAUUAUUGUUCUCGAAGUUUUGCUUUCUAUGAUAGUGAUUUCAAACUUCUUUAUGGCAACCGUUAUGGACCCAGGAAUAAUUCAUAAAGCAACCGAACCUGAUGACCAGGACGACUUUCGGUCUCCACUGUAUAAAAACGUGGAAAUCAACGGCAUAUCAGUACGUAUGAAGUGGUGCGUCACUUGCCAUUUCUAUCGACCUCCUCGUUGCUCACACUGUUCCGUUUGUAACCACUGUAUAGAGAAUUUCGAUCACCAUUGUCCAUGGGUUAAUAACUGCAUAGGAAGACGAAAUUACCGUUAUUUUUUCAUUUUUCUAGUCACGCUGACAUUGCACAUGUUGAUGGUGUUCAUGUCGUACCUGCGUCACUCCAGUUAUUUAAACAUCUUGGUAAUUAUGGGUAUUUGUGGUCUUCUGUUUGUGCCCAUUAUCGGUUUGACUGGAUUUCACAUUGUCCUUGUUGCAAGAGGUCGAACCACCAACGAGCAGGUGACCGGAAAGUUCCGACGUGGUUUGAAUCCGUUCACUGUUGGACUUUGCCAAAAUGUUUCGAAAGCUUUAUGCUCUCCGCUUUUUCCGAGGUAA